Pseudogymnoascus verrucosus is the source of this 1687-nucleotide messenger RNA. It is a transcript of the gene YTM1, whose product is annotated as ribosome biogenesis protein ytm1. The record is from RefSeq and is a predicted model, not a curated record. The coding region runs from base 127 to 1569 and encodes 480 amino acids. Gene Ontology annotation, biological process: ribosome biogenesis. NCBI's taxonomy places the organism in Eukaryota, Fungi, Ascomycota, Leotiomycetes, Thelebolales, Thelebolaceae. Gene Ontology annotation, cellular component: preribosome, large subunit precursor. Gene Ontology annotation, molecular function: protein binding. The transcript has 2 exons.
CGAAUCUGAUCCUAUCAACAGCAUCGCCAGUUUGCAGUUCGCCCAUUCAUCUCUCAAUCUUCGGCUCACCGCUGAGCAUAUAGACGAAUUCCACCAAUAUCCAUCCAGGAUACGGAAUAUUGAGCCAUGGCCGACCAAGAUGCGCAGAAUGGAGAGGAGGUGACGAGGUCUGGUGGACAGGUGCAAGUCCACUUUGUGACCGAGGAGAAGGAAUUCGAGCUCGAGGAGUCCAAGAGAGUCCUCCUCGUCCCUACUGACAUCCGUCGUUACAACCUCUCUCAAAUCCUCAACUCCCCCGCGAUGCUCGAUCUCCCCACCCCCACCCCAUUCGACAUCCUCAUCAACGGCACAUUCCUCCGCACCACCCUCGCCGAGUACCUCGUCUCUGCCGGCCUCUCCGCCGAAACAACCCUAACGCUUCAAUUCCUCCGCUCCAGCAUCCCCCCCACCUUCACCGCCGCCUUCGAGCACGACGACUGGGUCGCAGCGGUCGACGUCCUCUCGGCCACCUCCCCCCACUCCUCCGCCUACGAAAAGGACCCCCGCAUCCUCUCCGGCUCCUACGACGGCCUCCUCCGCAUGUGGUCCCCCUCCGGAACCGUCAUCGCCACCUCCCCCGGCGCCUCCAACGGCGGCCACACCUCCUCCAUCAAAGCCGCCAAGUUCCUCUCCCCCACCACCAUCGCCUCGGCCGGCCUCGACCGCACAGUCCGCAUCUGGUCGUACGCUGACGCCACCGGCCCAGACGCGCAGGGCAAGCUAACCCCCACCCUCGCGCUGUACGGACACACCCUCCCCAUCGAUUCCCUCGCCGCGCACACGCCCUCCAACCGCCUCCUCUCCGCCUCAGCAGACGGCUCCAUCGGUCUGUGGACCCCUAACAAAUCCGCCCCCGCUGCUCCCGCCGCGCUUCUCCCUGGCUCCGCGCCUUCCGCGAAGAGGAGGAAAAUGAACGCCGCUGUUGAUGUUCCGGCGCGCGGCGCGACUCUCAUGAUGGCUGCGCAUACCGCGCCUGCUACGGGCGUGGUGUUCCAUCCUGAUGAUGCUACGGUUGCGUACUCCACUUCGCUGGAUCAUACUCUCAAGACGCUCGAUCUGGCGACUGGAAACGUGGUUGAUACCCGUGCGACUGGACAUGCGCUACUGUGCUUGACUACCCUUGCGCCAGGUGGGAGCGGACAUGUCGUAGCUGUCGGAUCGGCGGCGAGGCACAUUACCCUUAUUGAUCCGCGGGCUGGAAGCGUGGUGAUGACCCUGCGUGGACACAAGAAUAAGAUUGCGAGUCUGGCAAGGGAUCCGUCGAGUGCGUUUGGCCUGGUCAGUGGUGCGCACGAUGGAACAGUUAGGGUGUGGGAUGUCAGGUCUUCAAGAGAGGGGAAUCUUGAUGAGGGCGGACGAGUGGGCGAGGCGGUGUUCGUGGUUGGCCGUGAUGGCGCGGGGAAGAGCAAGGUUGGUGGUGAGGGCGAGAAGGUGUUUGGUGUUGUGUGGGACCAGACUGUGGGUAUUGUGAGUGCUGGUGAGGAUAGAAGGGUGCAGAUCAACGCACCGGCGAGGUUGGAGAAGUCGUAGGCGUUGAGAGAAACGGGGGGAUGAUACCCGGAAGUUGGUGGAUUGGAUGUUGCAUAGGUUGGAGUAAAUGGUGUAAUAAAUCUAUGGCUUUAUUUAUCUCGUAUUUAUUUUGAGCGGC